GCACCUACGGCAUUACCAUUCACGUACCAUGACUGGAAGCGAGCGGCUGUCGGCCUGCCUGUUAGCAUGAUGCACUGGUUCAAACAGAGAAGGACUAGGUUCAUCAAGAUGUUACCACCCGACUUCCAAUCGCUCCAAAUUUCCGACAGCGUCGUCCGCAUCUCGACUCCCGCCGCUGCCGCGAGGCGCACCGACGGCAAGGUCGGCUUCGCGGGCGCUCUCCAGCUGGCCGUCGCCGUGUUCACAGACGGCGCGCUCGCGUACAUCGGGCGGGACUUCUGCAACGUGUGGAAGAUGCGCACGACGGACUUCCUCGUCACAAAAGACUUUCUGUUCUCCCAGCGAGGGUUCGACGCCGCGGCAAACUUGGUGGCGCUGGUGGGACGCGCUUCGACAACCACGACUGCGGCAGACAUGGACAGGCUCGAUUUGCGCUUCGUCUGCGACGACUGUGGUGGCGCCACCGAGUCUGAGCGCCGUGCGUCAAAAUCUCAAGCCGAGUACGCAUUUGGUUGGAGGAAAUGUGUCGACCAUUACAUGCUGUCGAACCGCAUAGACCACUCAACACCUUCGUUCUCUGUGCUUCCUCCGGACAUCACUGCCGAUGUGAAGAGCAGGGAGCCCGAAGACCCCAGCCUCAUGCAUCAACGUUGGCAGUGCAACCACUGCUCGGCUCUUCCCGAGCUCGAGGAUAGGGCGACAGUGGCGGAGCAUAUACUCACAGUUCAUAACAUUACUGCACCUGCGGACGAUGAAGACCUAUUUUACCUGCCUUCUCCUGGCACUCGACGCCCACUCAUAGCAUACCAGCCUGUUGAGCCAUUCGAUGUAGCCUUGGAGCGCUGACUGUUGUAUGACCAUGAUUAUAAAGAAUAUGCUUAUGUCU
Messenger RNA from Heterobasidion irregulare TC 32-1, 886 nucleotides. RefSeq lists its product as uncharacterized. The record is from RefSeq and is a predicted model, not a curated record. Bases 67 to 846 code for a protein of 259 amino acids. NCBI's taxonomy places the organism in Eukaryota, Fungi, Basidiomycota, Agaricomycetes, Russulales, Bondarzewiaceae. The transcript has 3 exons.